Herpailurus yagouaroundi (jaguarundi) is the source of this 1868-nucleotide messenger RNA. It is a transcript of the gene ASNS, whose product is annotated as asparagine synthetase (glutamine-hydrolyzing). Lineage: Eukaryota; Metazoa; Chordata; Mammalia; Carnivora; Felidae. The record is from RefSeq and is a predicted model, not a curated record. Gene Ontology annotation, molecular function: asparagine synthase (glutamine-hydrolyzing) activity. Gene Ontology annotation, cellular component: cytosol. The transcript is spliced from 11 exons. Bases 47 to 1732 code for a protein of 561 amino acids.
CUGGUCUGCUUUUCUCUCCGUAGAGAGCCCCUAGCUCCAUUGCACCAUGUGUGGGAUUUGGGCCCUCUUUGGCAGUGAUGACUGCCUUUCUGUUCAGUGUCUGAGUGCUAUGAAGAUUGCACACAGGGGUCCAGAUGCAUUUCGCUUUGAGAAUGUCAAUGGAUACACCAACUGCUGCUUUGGAUUUCAUCGGUUGGCAGUGGUUGACCAGCUAUUUGGAAUGCAGCCAAUCCGAGUGAAGAAAUAUCCUUAUUUGUGGCUUUGUUACAACGGUGAAAUCUACAACCACAAGAAGAUGCAACACCAUUUUGAAUUUGAAUACCAGACCAAAGUGGAUGGUGAAAUAAUCCUUCAUCUUUAUGACAAAGGAGGAAUUGAGCAAACAGUUUGCAUGUUGGAUGGGGUGUUUGCAUUUAUUUUGCUGGAUACUGCCAAUAAGAAAGUGUUCCUGGGCAGAGAUACUUAUGGAGUCAGGCCUUUGUUUAAAGCCAUGACGGAAGAUGGAUUUUUGGCUGUGUGUUCAGAAGCUAAAGGUCUUGUUAACUUGAAGCACUCCACAACUCCUUUUUUAAAAGUGGAGCCUUUUCUCCCAGGACACUAUGAAGUUUUGGAUUUAAAGCCGAAUGGCAAAGUUGCAUCAGUGGAAAUGGUCAAAUAUCAUCACUGUAGAGAUGAGCCCCUGCAUGCGCUCUAUGACAAUGUGGAGAAACUCUUCCCAGGUUUUGAGCUAGAAACUGUGAAGAACAACCUCCGGAUCCUUUUUGACAACGCCAUAAAGAAACGCUUAAUGACAGACAGAAGGAUUGGCUGCCUUUUAUCAGGGGGCUUAGAUUCCAGUUUGGUUGCUGCCACCCUGUUGAAGCAGCUAAAAGAGGCUCAAGUACAGUACCCUCUCCAGACAUUUGCGAUUGGCAUGGAAGACAGUACUGAUUUACUCGCUGCUAGAAAGGUGGCAAAUCACAUUGGAAGUGAACACCAUGAAGUCCUCUUUAAUUCUGAGGAAGGCAUUCAGGUCCUGGAUGAAGUCAUAUUUUCCUUGGAAACUUAUGAUAUUACAACAGUACGUGCUUCAGUAGGUAUGUACUUAGUCUCCAAGUAUAUUCGGAAGAACACAGAUAGUGUGGUGAUCUUCUCUGGAGAAGGUUCAGAUGAGCUUACGCAAGGUUACAUAUAUUUUCACAAGGCUCCUUCUCCUGAAAAAGCCGAGGAGGAGAGCGAGAGGCUUCUGAAGGAACUCUACUUGUUCGACGUUCUCCGGGCAGAUCGCACUACUGCUGCCCACGGCCUUGAAUUGCGCGUCCCUUUCCUGGAUCAUCGAUUUUCUUCCUAUUACUUGUCUCUGCCCCCAGAUAUGAGAACUCCCAAGAAUGGGAUAGAAAAACAUCUCCUGAGAGAGACAUUUGAGGACUCCAAUCUAAUACCUAAAGACAUUCUCUGGCGGCCAAAAGAAGCAUUCAGUGAUGGAAUAACCUCGGUUAAGAAUUCCUGGUUUAGGAUUUUACAGGAAUAUGUUGAACAUCAGGUUGAUGAUACAAUGAUGGCCACUGCAGCCCAAAAAUUUCCCUUCAAUACUCCUAAAACUAAGGAAGGCUAUUACUACCGUCAAAUCUUUGAACGCCACUACCCAGGCCGGGCAGACUGGCUGACCCAUUACUGGAUGCCCAAGUGGAUCAAUGCCACGGACCCUUCUGCCCGCACUCUGGCCCAUUACAAGUCAGCCGCCAAAGCCUAGGCACCAUCUGAGCUAUCCAGUGAAAGGAAACAUUCCUCCUGUGAUGAGUAAGGGGCUUGGGGGCAGGAGGGGGAGCAGUGAGCAUCAACCAUUCUGGCUUGUUGGGCAUGGAAAAAAAUAAAAGUCUUGAAUCUGA